Loxodonta africana (African savanna elephant) is the source of this 3362-nucleotide messenger RNA. RefSeq names its product isoprenylcysteine carboxyl methyltransferase (gene ICMT). The coding region runs from base 57 to 911 and encodes 284 amino acids. NCBI's taxonomy places the organism in Eukaryota, Metazoa, Chordata, Mammalia, Proboscidea, Elephantidae. Gene Ontology annotation, molecular function: protein C-terminal S-isoprenylcysteine carboxyl O-methyltransferase activity. Gene Ontology annotation, biological process: C-terminal protein methylation. The transcript has 5 exons. Gene Ontology annotation, cellular component: endoplasmic reticulum; membrane. The record is from RefSeq and is a predicted model, not a curated record.
GUUUCCCGGGGCUACAGCAGCCGCUGCUGACUCUCGGUCGUCCGCCGGCCUGCGCCAUGGCGGGCUGCAUGGCGCGGGCUCCUCCGGGUUCCGAGGCGCGCCUUAGCCUCGCCACCUUUCUGCUGGGAGCCUCGGUGCUCGCGUUGCCGCUGCUCACACACGCCGGCCUGCAGGGCCGCACCGGGCUGGCGCUCUACGUGGCUGGGCUCAACGCGCUGCUGCUGCUGCUCUACCGGCCCCCGCGCUACCAGAUAGCCAUUCGAGCAUGUUUCCUUGGUUUUGUCUUUGGCUGCGGCAUGCUGCUAAGUUUUAGCCAGUCUUCUUGGAAUCACUUUGGCUGGUACAUGUGCUCCCUGUCAUUGUUCCACUAUUCUGAAUACUUAGUGACGGCAGUCAAUAAUCCCAAAAGUCUAUCCUUGGAUUCCUUUCUCUUGAAUCACAGUCUGGAGUAUACCGUAGCUGCCCUUUCUUCUUGGAUAGAAUUCACACUCGAAAAUAUCUUCUGGCCAGAACUGAAGCAGAUCACCUGGCUGAGUGCAACCGGGCUGCUGAUGGUAGUCUUUGGGGAGUGUCUGAGGAAAGCAGCCAUGUUUACAGCUGGUUCCAACUUCAACCACGUGGUGCAGAAUGAAAAGUCAGACACGCAUACUCUGGUGACGAGUGGAGUGUACGCUUGGUUCCGGCACCCUUCUUAUGUUGGGUGGUUUUACUGGAGUAUCGGAACCCAGGUGAUGCUUUGUAACCCAGUCUGCGGGGUGGCCUAUGCCUUGACGGUUUGGCGGUUUUUCCGAGAUCGAACAGAAGAGGAAGAGAUCUCCUUGAUUCACUUUUUCGGAGAGGAAUACCUGGAGUACAAGAAGAGGGUACCCACAGGCCUGCCUUUCAUCAAGGGAGUCAAGGUGGAGCUAUAACGGGCGGUGGAGGGCCAGGCAGGGGUGAGGGCCCGGCUCCAUUCAGCCUGGGACGAGACCCACCGUCUCUGGCUGGCUACCUUGCAGGAAAAACUUUCUUAAUCAUUUUAUAUGUUACCAAUUAAACUCUUCGGGAAUGUCACUCAAGACCAAAUGGUCAGAAGGCCUUAGGACCAAAGGACCCACCAGGCGAUUCACUCUUACGCAGAAUCGAGGUUGGAGAGGUGAGAGGAGGUUGGAGAGGUGAGAGGCCGGCAAGGCACAACAGCAAUACUCAGCAACCCCUUCAAUGCCACCUGGCGAAAGACAAGGCCACGCCCCAUAUCCCUAGGAGGCGAGAUUGUGUCUAAGUUGUAACAAAGACUCCUUGGGAGAAACGGGCCACUGCUUUCAGCAAUGCUUUUGCGGUAGAAAGCAGGCAUCCGUGCUUAUUAGCGUUAGAAACACAUUUAAACCCUUUGAUUUAACAGGAAACCCCAAACAGCACAGCUUUAACCUCUUUAUUUCUGUCCUCAAAUGCACGAACAAACAUCUAUACGCUUUUAAAGAUAACUUCCUUGUAAGGCGCUUUGGCUAGUCAUAUAUUUACUCAUAUUUACAUAUCUGUGUUUUAUAAUAGCGGUGUAGAUUCAAAGGGGCCUCCUUUUGGGUUUAUAGCUGCCACUUUUAUGGGUCAGCAAGUAAGCACAGACACCUCAAGAUGCUCUGGCCCAGUGUGGCUUUGUAUCACGUGUUGUUAGUGACACUUGCCACACUGACCCGGCCCCCAGUUCAGGGAGACCCUAGAUCCCUUUGGACUCUCCCAGGAUCUUGGCACCUGCUCUUCUUCAAGGGGGGGACUGUUAUCAGUGACAGGUGUAUCAAAGAUGUGUCCUUUUCCCUUUAGCCAACAAGUUCUUAGUGAAUGCCUGCCUGCUCCGUGCAGGGUGUCUUUACAAAUUGAGAAAUAAUAGCUCUCCAUUUAUUUGGGAUUUUAUUUUCAUUUUACCAUGGUUUAGUUUUUUGUGUUUCACUUUAAAUCUGUUAACUAUUUCCUACGUUCUGAUUUCCGAAUCCUUAGGUUCCUACUGCUGUUUCAAACUAUCUUUUCCAAAGGGGUUUUAGCAAAUACAACUAAAAUUCAAGCAAAUCGGCUCAUGAAAGUAGUCUUACAUAGAGCAAGUAACCUCACUUGAGUCAGUAUUUUUUUUUUUUUUUUCUUUCCAAGUUUGGGGAGAGUGGUUGGCGUUAUGAGUCAGGCAUAAAGCUUUAAGAGGUGAGAAGCUUAUUUGAUUCUGGAGUAGAUUCGGAACUGGGUCGCAGUGUGCGAUCCUCCCGUUCAGCCUGCAGUGGCACUAACGAAUGUGAAUGGGAAGGCGGCGUGGCCCCGUGGCCAGAGCCCAGCUCCGCCACCAUGCCAUGCCACGAGGCCUUUGAGGAGCCACUUAACCUUUCUGUGCCUAGAUCUCCCCAUCUGUAAAAUGGGGUCAAUACCACCUACCUCACAGGGGUGUUGUGAGGCUUGAGAAGAACAAUGUCGCAUGUUUUUAAUACUUGGAGAAAUCACACGGAUGAAAUCUAUUCUGCAUAAGAAGUACGUGAAAACCACAUGAAAAAGGAGACAUUUGGUUAACUGUACCAGACACCUAAAAUGUGUGUUUGAAAGAGAAUUUUACCAACUCGUGAUAUUACUCAUUUCUAGAUUUCAUUGCUUAAUUAAUUUUCUUGUUAGUAUGUAUACCAAAGAGGUUUACGGGUUCGUCGGUUGCUGGUGUGAGAACUGGACAGACUCGGCCCACUGCCCUCACUCUGGUCUCGUGGUCGGAUUCUGGACGAGGCCUUUGCGGGAGCCAUCAGCAGUGUAUUUCUUUGGAGCGGACCCUCCCCACUGGAUCAGGAGCAGGCAUGUUCUGUGUUUGGGGACUUGAGUUGGUUGAAUCAGUCCUACACUUGGUCUCCAAACCAUGCUUAGCAAAGCAAACUCCGCGUGGUAAGACUGCAAGCUUAGAGUGGAGUUCUUGGCAGCCACCCCCAGCUCCUUGAGGGAAAGUCCUUCCUUAAUAUGUCUAGCAAGAUUGGGCCCAGCCUUCCUUUCCACCGGGGCCGCGAAGCUGUGUUUUUGAUCGAUGGUGAGCUGCUCGUGACAGGCUUUGUGGACGGUAAGACUGAAAGUUUGACACUGGUGAUCCGUUCUGCCAUAUGCCAGAGUCCGGGCAUCCCCCUUCCUGGCAGGCCUUCAAGCUUGCACACGCCCAGAAGGUAGGUCUUAGUGCUUCACCAUGAGACGCUGCUGCUGUCAGUACCACCCGGGACUGACAUUGCAUCCUGCUCGGCUUUAAAGAGCAGUUCCACAGGUGGGGUCUGUGUGAGAACCUUCCCACCCUCAUUUGUAAUCUCCCAGGGCAGAAGUCAACAACGUCUUGGUGAAAGAUGGACUAUUAAAGGGCAGGAUUGUCAGGUGAUUGACUUUGA